Messenger RNA from Aspergillus nidulans FGSC A4, 930 nucleotides. RefSeq names its product dihydrodipicolinate synthase family protein. Lineage: Eukaryota; Fungi; Ascomycota; Eurotiomycetes; Eurotiales; Aspergillaceae. Gene Ontology annotation, molecular function: (4S)-4-hydroxy-2-oxoglutarate aldolase activity; (R,S)-4-hydroxy-2-oxoglutarate aldolase activity; lyase activity. The coding region runs from base 1 to 930 and encodes 309 amino acids. The transcript has a single exon. The record is from RefSeq and is a predicted model, not a curated record.
AUGGCCAAUCGUCCGCUCGUCCCGGGCGUCUACGUCCCUACCGUUGCGUUCUUCGCUGAGAACGAAGAUGUCGAUGUUGCCACUGUGGAGAAACAUGCCGCCUACCUCGCAAAGUCCGGGGUUGCCGGCAUUGUUGUGCAAGGAAGUAACGGCGAGGCCGUUCACCUUGACCGUGAAGAGCGCAAUCUCAUUACCUCUGCGACUCGGCAUGCUCUCGACUCUGUCGGCGCCACCUCCAUGCCCGUAAUCGUGGGCACCGGUGCCCCCUCCACUCGCGAAACCAUCAACCUCUGCAAAGACGCCGCGGCCGCCGGCGGUGACUAUGUCCUCGUCCUCCCGCCGAGCUAUUACAAGAGUCUUGUGUCAUCCGCUGCCUUACUCGACCACUUCCGCGCCGUCGCAGACGCUUCUCCGAUCCCCGUCCUCAUCUACAAUUUCCCCGGCGCGUCUGCGGGGCUCGACCUCUCUUCCGACGACAUCCUCGCGCUUUCUUCUCACCCUAAUAUCAUCGGCACAAAGCUCACCUGCGGCAAUACGGGCAAGCUGACCCGUAUCGUUGCGCAGGCUGGACCCUCGUUCCUCACCUUCGGGGGCUCGUGCGAUUUCACUCUUCAGACUCUUAUCGGGGGCGGCGCAGGGGUUAUUGCCGGUACUGCCAAUAUCAUCCCUCGUGCCUGUGUCCGGAUCAUGGAACUCUACCGUGCCGGCCGUGUCGAAGAGGCGCAAAAAGUGCAGGCUAUAGUGGCCCGUGCGGACUGGCUCGCAAUUAAGGGCGGGUUUGUGGCUGUUAAGAGUGCACUGCAAUCCUAUCGCGGAUAUGGACAGCAGCCGCGGCGGCCGUGCGUUGCGCCUUCAUCGGAGGAAGCAGCGGCAUUGAAGGAAGCUUUCAGCGAGAGUAUCGAGCUGGAGAGGCAGCUGGAAUCGCAAUAA